Spinacia oleracea (spinach) is the source of this 423-nucleotide messenger RNA. RefSeq lists its product as uncharacterized. The transcript has 2 exons. NCBI's taxonomy places the organism in Eukaryota, Viridiplantae, Streptophyta, Magnoliopsida, Caryophyllales, Amaranthaceae. The record is from RefSeq and is a predicted model, not a curated record. The coding region runs from base 1 to 423 and encodes 140 amino acids.
AUGAGUUUGUUCUUUCCUAAUAUAUUCAAAGAGGGUUUAAUUGGUUUUGCAGAUGCAGGGUAUUUAUCUGAUCCUCAUAAUGGUCGAUCACAAACUGGAUAUUUAUUCACAUGUGGAGAUUGUGGUUUAUCUUCCGGGAAAGAGGCACCAACACUUUUAUAUGAGGAUAAUGCAACAUGUAUUGCACAGCUCAAGGAAGGAUACAUAAAAGGUGAUAGAACAAAGCACAUCUCACCAAAAUUCUUUUUCACUCAUGAACUUCAGAAGACUGGCGAUGUAAAUAUCUUGCAGAUUCAUUCAAGUGAAAAUUUGGCAGAUUUGUUUACUAAGGCGCUUCCUACUGCUACAUCUAAAAAGUUUAUUCACCUCAUUGGAUUGGGCCGUCUCAAAGAUCUUCAGUUAAAUUGUCAUUAUGGGGAGUAA